Messenger RNA from Marchantia polymorpha subsp. ruderalis, 1124 nucleotides. The record is from the annotation of a GenBank genome assembly. Lineage: Eukaryota; Viridiplantae; Streptophyta; Marchantiopsida; Marchantiales; Marchantiaceae.
UUUGCUUGGUCCGCGUGGCAAGCACGGAUGCCCACCAAUCGUCUCCUUCGUCGCCCUAAUUUGCUUAGACAAUUGAUUCUUCUAAGCUGCUUUUAUUUCAGCUGGCAUUAAAUUGCUGACCCUGCUACUUUCAGUUAGUUUUUGACAAGCUGCAGUUGAGGAAAAUUUCGAUCGAUCGGAUCAACUGAAGUCCUGCACGGAGCUUCCCAAUUGUAAUCGACUUGUGAAUUGGGAUUGCGUAUCAUAAUUGGCGUCGACGAUGGCUCUAGUAAAGGCCCAAACUCUCGUAUCCGAGAAUGCGGUGGUGGUUUUCAGCAAGUCAUAUUGCCCGUACUGUAUAAAAGUGAAGCAGCUGUUAUCGAGCUUGGGGGCUAAAAUGAAGGUCGUGGAGCUUGACGAUGAAAAGGAUGGAGACGAAAUUCAGUCAGCUCUAGCUAAGUGGACUAAACAACGCACUGUUCCAAAUGUGUUCGUCGGAGGGCAACACAUCGGUGGAUGCGAUGGUCAGUAUUUUUCUAAAAACUUUUGAGUUCUAUCAUCUUUAAUUGGUUAUUUACUAUCCUUAUUAACGCUUUCGACCUGGAAACUCCGCGUGGUACGAAAGCUGGAAUAGGGACAGGACGUUAGAGAGGUGGUUGUAAUUUUCAGAGGAGCUGCAGCUGCUAUAAAUCGUUCGUGCGAGGUUCAUUGUUGUCUGUCAGAUACUUGUGUGUUUGAAUGCCAAAGCUGCAUUAUGCAUGUGCAUUGAAGGAUUUGAGUCCACACUUUUGGUCGUCGCAGAUACGGUCUCCAAGCACAACGGUGGAAAGCUCUUACCAAUGCUGAAGGAAGCAGGUGCUGUGUAAAAUGCUUCAUUGGAUCUUUGUCACCAACAGGCAUGCAACAUGCUGUGAGCUGCCGCCAGAUGCUGUCCUCCAUGUAUCGAUUCGUCUGAAGAAAGCAAUAAGCUUUGGAUGUAUAUACUCUGUACUUAGUUUUAGUAUUUCAAGUUUAUUUAACAAGAUGAGGAGUUAAUAAAGUCUUGUUUUGGAUUUACUUCAGAUCAUGGGCAUUUAACAUCUAAUGAAACUAUUGGUACACAAGUUUCAGACGCAGUUCUGAAUCUUCAUUUUCACCGAUUCGUC